This is a messenger RNA of Daphnia magna, 5881 nucleotides long. Its product is annotated as proteoglycan 4. Bases 1344 to 5243 code for a protein of 1299 amino acids. The record is from RefSeq and is a predicted model, not a curated record. The transcript has 4 exons. Lineage: Eukaryota; Metazoa; Arthropoda; Branchiopoda; Diplostraca; Daphniidae.
CCUAUUGUGCCUUUGUCUCCCACUUUUCAAAUGACGAGAGAGGGCAACGAUGCGUGUCAAUUGGUUAACCAAAUGGCAGUGUUCUGCAGCGAUUGACAUUCUGCGAUUGCUUAAUCAUCGUUCGUAUCGUUCAAGGAAAGCGUGACUAGUGGCUAACUCUUUUGGUCGGCGCUACAACGUGGAUGUAAAAAGAGCUGACGGCCGGCGGGAUGGAUGUCAGUAGGUUACGCACUCAAAGGCUUCUGGCUGAUUCAUCUCUUCGAGAUGCCCUUCUUCCUCCCCAUCUAUCCGUUGCAUUUUUUUCUUACUGGAUACAGUCAGGGCCAUGUGCCAGCUAGGUUAGGUCAAUGCUCAGAUAUAGCCAUAUGAGCGAAGGAGAAAGAGCCCAUGCUGUUAUUACGUACCAACUUUGCUAGGAGCAAGAAGAGCCCACCCACUCUCUGUUAUGAUGUCUAUGCUGGAGUUUGGCGCUGCGGUAGGAGAAGAAGAUCCAAUUGCAUUGCCAAUAGUCCAGGAAACGAAAUAAAAAAAAACAAAAACGUUUCCUUUUGGUCUGCCGGACGAGCGGACAGACGGAUACCCCGGCAACGGGUCAGUGGACACACAUUUAUUGUUGUUGUCCUCUGGCUAAAGUGGCCCUUUGAAAGAAGGUGGAGUUGAGUGUCCCCCUUCCAUCUUAAUCGGUUCGCCUAGCCGAGCCUCGUGUGUACGUGCAUAACAUAUACAGGUGCAUCGAGAGAAUCUAGGACGUUCUUACCUGCUGCCCUAUUGCCUGCGUACCUUACCUUUGCCUUUUGUCUUUUUUCUUCCUCGUCUUCUGUCGGCCGACGAGGAGGAGGAGGGCUAAAGGAGUUGGGUGGUAACCUGAAGCGCUUGACUCUCUCCCCACCUACUCGACUCGUUCUCUGUGUCAUCGACGUCGGCCUUGUCUGACCGAGUUUUUUCCCAAACCGACUCCUUCCACCGAUUCUCCCGCCUCCCCUUAGCCACAAGUGCCGGCACACCCGCAUGAACAAAAUAAGAGAAGCUAAAAGAAAAUUCCCGCCUCUUGUCUCGCAUUGCUUCAUCCAGCUCUGCUGGAACAAGCUACAUCAAACCCGGACGGAGUCGAAGUCAACAUCGGCAGUCGUUCUUCAACUCUCCGCGAGCUCAAGUUCUUCUACAUACACCGGCUGCCGAGUUGUUUGUCCUACACGCCAGUCUAUCCCCUGAUUGUAUUCUUAACCACACCGCAGUGGUUCCAGUGCCCACUUUGCUUUCUGUUGCGUUCAAGUGAUCAGUGUGACCCGUCCCGUGUUUACUACUUCAACUUCCAGUUCCCGUUGGUGGGUCAGACAGCAACCAUGCUGGCCCCACGAAGCUGUUUGACGGUGAUGAUCGUUUUGGGAGCAGUUCCUCUUCUUUUGGCUUUUCCAUCUGGUCAGACUUGGUUCAUUCAUCACUCGGGCCAGGUAGCGCGGCCGGUUAUGAUCAAUUCCAGUCCCGUCUCUGACGAGUUCCCCAUUCCGCGCUUCUCACUACCUGGACUAGCAGCCUCGCGGCGCCAGGACGGACCCUUUCAAGCUUCCGGUUCCAACAACCUUCAGAACGAACCUCCUGUUCACGUGAAACCGGGAGACAAGGUUUCGUUGAUCGUGCGUAAUCAAAACCCACUGGAACCGCAAAAGUUUGUCGACGUCGGGGCUCUUCUGUUGGAUUUGCAAAAGAUGCAACCGAGCUCGGAUGGUUCCUAUCACGUGUUUCUGGCACCGCCCAACUACCCCCAACCGUCUGGAGGUCAAAAGUUUGACGUGACCUACGUCGGUGCCCCGCAGCGAGAACAACAACCCGACCCGCGCAAUCCCCAUCCGCCUCUCUUCGUGGCGCCGCUCGAUUACAGCGUGCCGCAAGGCUACGGACGCGUCCAAAUUCCAAUUCAGAAUGUUAAGUUUGCGCCUCAUUCGCAGUUGCAGCAGGUUCAGCAACAGCCUCAGCAGGUUCAGCAACAGCCCCAACCCCAAUUUCAGCAAGCUCAACAGCAAUUGAGACAACCUCAGCCGCAAUUCCAGCAGGUGCAGUUCCAGCCGCUUCAAGCCCAACCGGUGCAGUUCCAACAGCCUCAGCUCGUACAGUUCCAACCGCCUCAAAGUCAUCCGGUUCAGUUCCAGUCAAACCAGCCCCAACCGGUGCAAGCGCAAUUCACGACACCUCAACCCCAGCCGGUUCAGUUCCACACAGCAGAUCCCCAAUCGGUGCAAUUCCUUGCACCUCAACCGGCGCAGUUCCAGCCACCCCAACCGGCUCAAUUCCAGCCACCUCAGCCUCAACCGGCGCAAUUCCAGCCACCUCAGCCUCAACCGGCGCAAUUCCAGCCACCUCAACCUCAACCGGCGCAAUUCCAGCCACCUCAACCGGUGCAAUUCCAAGCACCUCAACCACAACAGGUGCGGUUCCAACCACAAUUUCAGCCUCCCCAGCCGCAAUUUCAACCGAUCCCAUCUCAACAACCGCAAUUCCAGCCACAGUUCCAGAAGCAAACGUUCGUUUCAGACGUACAGCGUCCUCAGUUCCAGCAACCUCCUCCAUCAAGCUUCGAGCAGUCCUUGUCCGACGUUCGCCUGCAAACAGGGUUUGUUCCAUUCCAAACGCUGGAAGAAACUGCAACUUCUCCACCACCGCCACCACCUUCUCCGCCAACUCAACCGGCUUCAAAACCAGUCGCCAGAGAGCCACUAGUUUUGGCUGUGGAAUCACCUGAAUUUUUGGAACUCAUUAAGCCGCGUCCAGUUCCUCAGGUUGUUGAAGUUGUUGACGAUGUUCCAGUAUCCGAAGCUCCCCGGACAACAAUCCAACCGGCUGUUGCUGUUCCAGUUGAAGAAAUUGUCGAACCUGUUAUUGAAUUGAAACCGGUCGACGUCGAUAUUGUUCCGGCCCCUUUCCAAUCGGCACCGGAAGUUGCAGCGGCGGUCACGUUGAUUCCGCCUCCAGCGGAAGAUAGCCCCCUGCCAGCUCCUACCCCCGCCUUCGAGCAGACAAUUCCGGCUGCCAUCCCUAUUCCAGCUCCGCAAGUUUCAGAGCCAACUGAAUCGCCCACUGGCCGUCCAUUGAAGAAGAGGCCCAUCAAUCGCGUGCCCCUGGAAGGUGGCGUUCCCAGAUGGCCGGAUUUCCAGAGCGUCCGUCAACGUCAGCAGCUUCAACGUCAACAAAAUCGCAAGAAAGUUCCAGCGUCUACCACAAACAACUUUGAAUCAGCAGGCGAGGACCAGCCUGAAGAUCCGAUUGAAGCUUCGUUCGGUCAAAAGAUUAGAACCAAAGUCAAGACCAACUCUUUGGUGUCACCCCCACUUCCGGUGCAGCCCCAGGUCGUCGUGGAAGAACCCAAGGUUGAGUCGUUCAUUGUUGAAGAACCAGUUUUGAAACAAUCGCAGUCAGCCUCUUUUGAUCUUGAUCCACCUGUCGACGAUCGCGAGGAAUCAUUCCAGACGCUUGAAUCACAGAACGCUGCCUCCGGCAACCAGCGUGGAAGAAUUCGGUUUAACAGACCCAACAUAAACGUCAUUCCUUUUGAAGUUUCAAGCGAACCGUCAGUUCCAGUACGACAAACUGUCAGCACAUUAGUUGGUGGAAGAGGUCGUAUCCGACUCAACUCGGCUAGUUUCACUACUUCUACAACUGCAGCUCCGACAGACGCCGCUACGACAGCACAUACUGUCGCGCCAACCACGGUCACGACGAUGAUUCCGACGACGACCGCACCGACAGCCCCGCCGACAACCGCACCGACAGCCCCGCCGACAACCGCACCGACAGCCCCACCGACAGCCCCACCGACAGCCCCACCAACAGCCCCACCGACAGCCCUACCGACAGCCCCACCGACAACCGCAUUACCAGCCGUGGCAACGACAGUUCCAACCGUCGCACCGACAGUCACUCCAGCGGCCACAACAACAGCGCCUCCAACGGUAACAUCAACAACUUCUCGGUUUGUUGACUCGGUUUCAGCGCAAGAACCAGCUGGUGAAGAAGAAAUCCUUAGGGGAGAUAGUCCUAGUGUUCUAGUCGAAGAAGAUGUUCCAGCCAUCGAGGAGGAAGAUCUUGCCUUGGAGGAAGAGGACGAAGAAGAACAACCAGCAGUGGCUGUUGAAGAUGAAAAAUCUGUUGAGCCAGCGGAGAAACCUUGGUCUCCUUACGAGGCCAUCCAGCGCCAGAGGGAGACAACUGUCGAGCCGGAGGUGACGAGUCAACUCCUUUCUAACAAUGGGCAGCCACUCCGCGUUCGCGGAAAGACCACUUUCUCUUCGUCGCGCAUUCCCCUGCCACCCGUCAGACCGGAAGCUCCCAACAGACAAGUCGUCCUGCGACCAGUGACUGUCAUCAGGCGACCGUUACCUCCAUCCGUCCGCAUAACAAAGCCAAUCUUUGGCAUCCAGGAGCAGCCAAACGUCCGCACGCAAGAAGAUUUCAUCCCACCUCAAUCGCUGGAAUUCGGCAUCCGCGAUGGAGUUGAACAGAAACCGGCCUUGAUCAACAAUCCACCUGUCCAACUUCAGCUCCCGAUCGGCCGUCGUGUUCCCGAAAAUCGUCCCGGAUUACAGAACAUCCGCAUCAAUCGUCCCACGACGGAGGCUCCAACGACCACCACCGCUGCGCCCAUCGUCGAGGAAGAGCCAGCGGAUGUUGUUCAAGAAGAGGCCGAUGAAUUGGUGACGGAUGAUCCAACCUUAGCUAACGAUCAGUUAGCGGAAGAAGAGGUGGUAGAAGCAGAAGGAAACAUUGAGGGAGCAGAAGAAGAAGAAGAAGAGGAAGAAGAGGUCCUUAUGGAUGAAGGAGAAGGAGAAGAGAACGAAGAGUUUGUUGAACCCGAUAAUGUUGAUGAAGUCGAACCUGUUGGCAGUUCGACUUCCGCGCCGACAACCGGGCCAACAAUGACCAUAGCCGAGGCGUUCUCGGAGAUUCCCGAAGAACAAGACGUCGCUGAAGUGGAUGAAGGUGUUGUCGAGGAAACCACCAAACCGGCAACAGAACAACACACUGUGACAACGACGACAGAAGCCGCUGUUGUCCUGGAGCCUGAAACUGCAGUAGAAGAAGAAGAGGAGAGCGUCGUCGAAUUGGCUGCAGGUAACCAGGUGGACGACCAAUCGAACCAGAAAGAACUGGCCGAUGACGAUCGCCAAGUGCUGGGCGUUUCCACGGCCACGGAAGUGUCUCUCAUGUACGAGCUGUGCUACAGAGGUCGCUGCGUCCGUGUUCACGAAUAAGAUGGAAAUCACACGCGCCUGCGCCUGUGCAACGUGUUUGAUUUUUUUCUGCAAUCAUUUUGAGGUAUAACUUGAUUUAUCAUCCACCUGUCCUUCCUCCACCAAGUCCAAUACUGCUCAACAAUUCUCGUUGACACGCUAUAUCACAAUGUAAAAAAAAAAAAAAAAAUUAAUUUCAAAGUAUCGAACGUACGUACGCAAUCAGAGAUGUAAAGGAGCUUGCGCACGGCUGGUCCGUUGGAUGAGAUCAGAUUUGAAAUAUUGUUAUGUUCACCAUAGUUGUAUGAAAACGACUUUAAAGAGCCUUUUGCGUACCGAGGUGAAGGUGAUCGCAAUCUUAAAAAUACCAUGUGUGCAUGACAAGUGUGUGAAUGUGUGAACUAUUUAUUCCCCCAUGUAAUCACCUUCCCCAAUGACCUUAUUCACCAGCAAAAAAACAAAAUUAGCUCUUUUAUUUUGAUGUAAUCCAAUCAGAAUUUUUGGGGACCCGUACAUUUGUUUUCCCCCCACAAUUAAUCCCCCCCCCCCAAAAAAAAAAAAACACACAUAUUUUUUACUAAUCGAAGGCCGUUUUUCCUAUUACAUUUAUCGAUUGUUGUCAGCGAGGAACAUCACAAAUACAAAAUUUUACUGCUUUA